Molecule: messenger RNA, 2095 nt
Organism: Chinchilla lanigera (long-tailed chinchilla)
Lineage: Eukaryota; Metazoa; Chordata; Mammalia; Rodentia; Chinchillidae
Product: apomucin-like
Exons: 32
Coding region: 1-1932 (643 amino acids)
Molecular function (GO): protein binding
Source: RefSeq, a predicted model, not a curated record
AUGCACGCGGGGCCAGUCCUCAGGAGGGGCCCUUCAACUGGAAGCAGCCUUGCCACAAGUGUGGGUAGCAGCAUUCCACCUACCAGCAGCGUCACCUUGGUGCCUGUGUCAUCAAGACAGCCUGCAAAAGCAGGGACCACCAUCAUUUUUCCUGAAAUCAGAACUACUGCAGAAGUUUCCAGCACAGGUCCCACCACAAUAGCAAGAAGCCAUACAACUGGGAUUCUGACAGAGGCUACAACUUCUGUACCAGAGAGUGCAAAAAGCAGGAGAAUAAUCACAGGUACUACUGAGGGCAUCUCUGGCAAAACCUCAGGACCUGGAAGUGCCACCACAGAGGCCACAUCUUCCCCAGAAAGGCCUGGUACGACUGGGACUGCACUGAAAACAGCAGCCACAACAUCUCCUGGAGAAACCGGAACGACUGGAGUUGGAACCACUGCAGGAGUGACCACUGGAGUACCAGGAAGUAAGACAGAAACUUCUAGAGAACUCUCUACUACAACAACCUCUGCCACAACAACCACUAAGAAAGUAGUUGCCCCUGAUAACAUCAAUUCGGAGCCCAUAACUUUCUCAGCAACCAGUGAAACAGUAUCAGUACCAGGAGCCAAGACCAGUGCACCAGGGAGCCGAGUCUCUGACAGUCAAAUAAGUACCAAGGGAGUGGUCUCUGGAACAACUGUUGUACCUGAAAGUCCCAUUACAGGAACCACGUCUGGAGCAUCAAGCACACAAGUCACUGAAAGUAAAUCUGGCACCACUCGUGUGACAUUGAGCCAAACCACUACAUCUGGAAGUUCUACUACAGGAGCUACCACUGGCACAUCAGUGAGUCAGGAAACCGGAAGCACAAUAGGCACCACUGGGAGAGUCACUGGCACAACGUAUGCAGCUGAAAGCCCCAACACAGUUACCACUAGGAUAACUGUUGGUACAACUGUUGCCCCUGGGAGUUCCAACACACGAGCUACAACUUCCACAGAAGUCAGCGCUGCUACUGAAGUUAGCAGGGUGACUGGUUCCACCGGGACUACAGCCUCACCUGGAAGUAUCCAAACUGAGACCACAGUUUUUAAGGAAGAUGUUGGAACGACCAAAGCAGAAAUUUCAUCAGGCACCACUGUGGUAUCAAGCAGAAUCACAGGGACAUCAGGAAGUCCCCCGCCAGAUACUUCCAAGGAAACAUCAGAAACAACCACUGCUCCUGGAAUUACUACCACAGGCUGUCCAGGAACACUUCCACCAGCUCCAGUUUGUCACGGUCCACUGGGAGAAGAGAAAUCUCCUGGAGACACUUGGAGUUCCAAUUGCCAUCAGUGUACCUGUACUGACGCAAAGGCUGUGGACUGUCAACCUAAGGAAUGUCCUUCUCCACCCACAUGCAAAACUGGAGAGAAGCUCACCUUGUUUAAAUCUAAUGACACCUGCUGUGAAAUUGGACGCUGUGAACCAAGAACAUGUUUAUAUAAUAAUACUGACUAUGAGAUUGGUGCUUCCUUCAAUGACCCCAGCAACCCGUGUCUCUCCUACUCCUGCACUGACACUGGCUUGACUGCCACAGUCCAAAACUGCCCAAAGCAGACCUGGUGUGCAGAAAAAGAAAGAACCUAUGAUGAAAACAAAUGUUGCUAUAAAUGUAACACAGAUUGCAGACCUUCCCCUGUGAACGUGACGGUGAACUACAACAACUGCAAGAAAAAAGUCGAGAUGGCAAGAUGCCUCGGGGAAUGUAAAAAAACCAUCCGGUACAAUUAUGACCUCUUUCAGUUGGAAAAUUCAUGUCUUUGCUGCCGGGAAGAAAACUAUGAGUACAGAGAGAUUGCCCUGGAUUGUCCGGACGGCAGCACACUGUCUUACAGAUAUAGGCACACCACCACUUGCUCCUGUGCUGACCUGUGCCAAAAUUCCCAAACCUCAGCCACUCGCUGAUUCUCACCCCACAUUUGUAGUUGUAUUUAUUUUAUGAGUGAAGAAAAAAAGUCAUGAAAGAGUAAAAAUAAUGCUGGUAUCUUACUCAGCAUGAAUGCAUAUAAUAAGACAUUUGUUUUUCUGGUUGGCUGGCCCUGAAAAAUAAAUACAACUUUGCAAGCAA